Messenger RNA from Closterium sp. Yama58-4, 1200 nucleotides. The record is from the annotation of a GenBank genome assembly. NCBI's taxonomy places the organism in Eukaryota, Viridiplantae, Streptophyta, Zygnematophyceae, Desmidiales, Closteriaceae.
AUGACGCAGAGAGUUUCCUUUUCGUCGACCCAGCGUCGUCGCCGUAACCCGAGCACGGCCUUUCUCCUCCUCUCACUUGUUCUGGUUUCGUCUCUCCACGCGGCGUUGGCCUAUCGUUUCUCCGCGGGGCUCCGCGCGGACAAGCUGCACGGGAUGAUGCGCGGAUGGGCGCAAGGCGGACGCUCGACCGGCCAGCAGCAGCAGAGUGGCGGAACGAGCGGAAGCGGGAUGGGCGGCGCUGGAGUGAGUGGAGGCGGAAUGAGCGGCGGCGGAAUGGGCGGCGGCGGAGUGGGCGGCGGCGGAAUGGGCGGCGGAGGAAUGGGCGGCGGCGGAAUGGGCGGCGGCGCGAUGGGCGGCGGUGGGAUGGGCGGCGGCGGAAUGAGCGGCGGCGGAAUGGGAGGCGGCGGAAUGGGCGGCGGCGAAAUGGGCAGCGGCGGAAUGGGCGGUGGCGCGAUGGGCGGCGGUGGGAUGGGCGGCGACGGAAUGAGCGGCGGCGGAAUGGGCGGCGGCGGAAUGGGCGGCAGCGGAAUGGGCAGCGGCGGAAUGGGCGGCGGCGCGAUGGGCGGCAGUGGGGUGGGCGGCGGCGGAAUGAGCGGCGGCGGAAUGGGAGGCGGCGGAAUGGGCGGCGGCGGAAUAGGCAGCGGCGGAAUGGGCGGCGGAGGAACUGGAAGUGGCAUGAGCGGACCUGGUUCGUCUGCUCCUGGAUCAGAGGCGGCCAUGGGUCCUGGCGGGGGCAUGGGCGGCGGCCGAAUUGGCGGCGGCGGAAUGGGCGGCGGAAGCAUGGGUGGUGGAGGCAUGGGCGGCAGCAGGAUGGGCGGCGGCAGCAUGGGCAGCAGCGGGAUGGGUGGCGGAGGCAUGGGUGGACCUGGGUCGUCUGCUCCUGGAUCACAAGCAGCCAUGGGCCCUGGGGGGAACAUGGGCGGAGGCAUGGGCGGUGCCAUGGGCGGCGGUGGCAUGGGUGGCGGCGAAAUGGGCGGCGGAGGCAUGGGCGGCGGAGGCAUGGGCGGCGGAGGCAUGGGCGGGUCAGGGUGGGUUGCUCCAGGGUCGCAGGCAGCACCUGGGCAGGGUGGACCUGGGAUGGGCGGAGGGAUGGGCGGAGGGAUGGGCGGAGGGAUGGGCGGAGGGAUGGGCGGAGGGAUGGGUGGGCCUGGUAGCAACAUGGGAGGCAGCAUGGGAAGCGGCAUGGGUGGACCACAGUAG